AUGGGCUUGCAGAAGUUGUGCAAGGGACCAGAGACACUGUGCUGUUCACGCUGCGGGUCAAAGGCUGCUCCAACCGAUGGACUAUGCCAGCUCCUGUCGACGCCGAACAUCAGGAUAGGGAACAUCGUCUUCCGGCAGCUCAUCUGCAGCGACGCCGACCCGAUCCCCAAGAACCUGAACUCGGGCGCAGCCCCACUCCGCCCUGUCCCCGCCCGCACCCCUCCAGAGUCCCGCACAAGCUACACCUACCAGGACCUUGCUGGCAUCUGCUCUUGUCCAGGGAGCCUGGCCCUGGCGAACGAAGGAGCCGGCGGGGGUGAGGACCAGGGGCCCCGCGUGCACGGCCAGGCCUUCCAGUCCAGUGCCCGCUCGAGUGGAAGUGACGAGAGUGGCCUGAGGUGCCGGAUGGUGGAUGGGAAAGGCUCCACGCUGGAGAUCAGCAAUGAUUCCCAUGAGGAACUCAUCUUCUCAGGCAAUGGACAGCCACGGUCAGAUCACCGUGCAGAAGGGCUGUGGCCGGGACACCGCCAGCUGCCAUCUCUGCACUGCUGCUCCCAGCUGCUGGCCUCCCUGGAGGGAUACUCUUUUGGAGGUGUGUCCACACUGCACCUGGCAGAGGUCUGCCCCCUGCGGAGCCUGCAGCCAGGCACCAGGGCGAAGCUGGAGGAGUCCCUGGUCCCGGCCUCCCCAGGAAGAACCAUCGCUUACCUGUCCACUCUGCUGUGCUCAUAUGGCGACUUCAGCACUGUUCCGUAUUUCCUGGACCAGAUAUUCCACAGCAACAUGGCUUCCUUCCUGGGACGCUGCAGAGACCUGUAUGAGGCAGAGCUCCAUGGCCACACCAGCCUUCCACUGCUGAAGAUGAAGGUGGGCUGCAAGCCUGUCAGCCUGCCUGGAGGAGACCUGGGGACCCAGGUGUACUUUCUGUAUGCCCUGCCCGGACACGCCCAGCACCCUGAGGCCACAGCAGACGCUCCUGCUCUGCGUGCAGGGCCACCACCCUUCCGAGCACUGGCUCUCGAGCCAGCUGCAGCACCGCUGGCUCAGCCAGGACCUGCUCCAGAGCCAGGGCCAGCUUCCCCACGGGGCCUGCCCCCAUGCGCACAGUCAGCACCAGGGCCAGCUCCACAGGCCUCCUCUGGAUGGGCUGGGCCUGCAGAGGAGCUGGCUGGGGCGGAGAUGGUUGACAUCACCGCCUUCUCCCCCAGGAUGAUGGCAGAACAGCUCACGCUCCUGGAUGCGGAGCUGUUCCAGAAGGUCAUGCCCUUCCACUGCCUGGGCUCCGUCUGGACCAAGAGCAACAAGAGAGGCAAGGAACACCUGGCCUCCACUGUCCAUGCCACCGUCCAGCAGUUCAACUGCGUGACAAAUUGUGUAGUCACCACAUGCUUGGGGGACCCCAGCAGGAAGGCCACGGACAGGGCCCGUGUGGUGGAGCACUGGAUCAAGGUGGCCAAGGAGUGCCAGAGCCUCAGGAAUGUUUCCUCGGCCCAUGCCAUCCUCACUGCUCUACAGACCUCCCCAAUUUGUCGCCUGCAAGAGACGUGGGGAGAAGUCUCCAGGAAAAGCUGCAAAAAAUUUGAGCGCCUGUGUGAGAAGGACAAUGGCUUGAGCAGGGAUCGGCUCACCAAGAAGGGGGCCUUCAAGCUUGCUGCCCAGGAGAACAAUCCACAGAGAGCCCAGAUGAGGCUGCGGAAACAACAGAAGGGAGUCGUCCCCUUUCUUGGCACUUACCUGAAAUACCUGGUGAUGUUGGACACUGUGAUGGGGGACUCUGUGCAUCAGGCUGACAUCAGCUUCGAGAAACUGAAGAAGGAAAUGAAAGUCCUGCAAGAAAUCCAACUGCUGCAGGUGGCAGCUAGCAAUUAUUAUUUUAAGCGUGAUGAGGAGUUUGGUGUGUGGUUCCGGUCUGUGGAGUAUCUCACUGAGAAGGAGAGCUACGCCCUGUCCCGCCAGCUGGAGCCCUCUGCCAAGAGGCCCGCAGCAGCCUCAAGGCCAUGA
This is a messenger RNA of Lepus europaeus (European hare), 2001 nucleotides long. Its product is annotated as ral-GDS-related protein-like. The transcript is spliced from 18 exons. Lineage: Eukaryota; Metazoa; Chordata; Mammalia; Lagomorpha; Leporidae. Gene Ontology annotation, molecular function: guanyl-nucleotide exchange factor activity. Bases 1 to 2001 code for a protein of 666 amino acids. The record is from RefSeq and is a predicted model, not a curated record. Gene Ontology annotation, biological process: positive regulation of GTPase activity; Ras protein signal transduction. Gene Ontology annotation, cellular component: plasma membrane.